CGGCGAAGUACCCGGAUGUGUGAUAGGCCAUGUGCGUCUCCAUCAGUCAGCCCUCACCUCCAGUCGUUAUAUCACCUCGUCUGACAGACGUGCCUCCUCUGCAGCCGCUCUAACAACACACACCUUGCGAAUAUGUUUCAUCUUCCCACAAUCAUGAAGCAGGUGAGGCCCGUGUGCCGGAAGCUCGCGCCUCACCUCACCCGUGCCUACGCCAAGGAUGUCAAAUUCGGCGCAGAUGCCCGUGCCCUCAUGCUGCAAGGGGUUGACCUAUUGGCCGAUACUGUCGCCGUGACAAUGGGCCCAAAGGGCCGCACAGUCAUCAUCGAGCAGAGCUGGGGCAGCCCGAAAGUGACCAAGGAUGGCGUGACAGUGGCCAAGAGCAUUGAUUUGAAGGACAAGUACAAGAACAUUGGUGCCAAGCUGGUGCAGGACGUAGCCAACAACACCAACGAGGAGGCAGGCGACGGUACCACCACCGCUACCGUGCUGGCACGCGCUAUCGCCAAGGAGGGCUUUGACACCAUCAGCAAGGGUGCCAACCCCGUGGAAAUCCGCCGCGGCGUCAUGAUGGCCGUUGAAACCGUCAUCAGUGAGCUCAAGCGCCUUUCCAAGCCAGUCACCACACCUGAGGAGAUUGCACAGGUUGCCACCAUAUCAGCCAAUGGCGACACCGAGAUUGGGAAUGUAAUUUCCAACGCGAUGAAGAAAGUCGGUCGCAAGGGUGUCAUCACUGUGAAGGAUGGAAAAACUCUUCAUGAUGAGUUGGAAGUCAUUGAGGGUAUGAAGUUUGACCGUGGUUACAUCUCCCCGUACUUCAUCAACACGGCCAAAGGUCAGAAAUGUGAGUUCCAAGAUGCUUACCUGCUGCUUAGUGAGAAGAAAAUCUCCAGCGUGCAGAGCAUUGUUCCCGCCCUGGAAAUCGCCAACCAGCACCGCAAGCCUCUGGUAAUUGUGGCCGAGGAUGUGGAUGGAGAGGCCCUCAGUACCCUGGUCCUUAACAGGCUGAAGGUUGGCCUGCAGGUGGUGGCAGUCAAGGCUCCAGGCUUUGGAGACAACAGGAAGAAUCAGCUGAAGGAUAUGGCCAUCGCCACCGGGGGCACUGUGUUCGGCGACGAUGCUGUAGGUGUGGCUUUGGAGGACAUCCAGGCGCACGACUUCGGCAAGGUGGGCGAGGUGCAGAUCACCAAAGACGACACGCUGCUCCUAAAGGGCGCCGGCGCGCCGGCCGACGUGGAGAGGCGGGCGGCCGAAAUCGUGGAGCAGCUGGAGAACACCACCAGCGACUACGAGAAGGAGAAACUCAACGAGCGUCUGGCCAAGCUCUCGGAUGGCGUGGCCGUGCUUAAGAUCGGAGGGACCAGUGAUGUGGAGGUCAAUGAGAAGAAGGACCGCGUGACGGAUGCCCUGAACGCCACCCGGGCCGCCGUGGAGGAAGGCAUCGUGCCGGGCGGCGGCUGUGCUCUGCUGCGCUGCAUUCCCUCCCUGGACGCCAUCACACCUGCCAACGCUGACCAGAAGAUUGGUGUGGACAUCAUCAGGCGGGCGCUGCGCAUCCCAGCAAUGACCAUCGCCAAGAACGCUGGCGUGGAGGGAUCGCUCGUGGUGGAGAAGAUAUUGCAGGGCCCCGCCGAGUUGGGCUACGACGCCAUGCUGGGCGAGUACGUCAACAUGGUAGAGAAGGGCAUCAUCGACCCCACCAAGGUGGUGCGGACGGCCCUGCUGGACGCUGCGGGCGUGGCCUCGCUGCUCUCCACUGCCGAGGCGGUGGUCACAGAGAUCCCCAAGGAGGAAAAGGAAAUGCCGGCUGGCGGGAUGGGUGGCAUGGGCGGCAUGGGUGGCAUGGGCGGUGGCAUGGGUUUUUAAGAGGACAUGUCCACCUUACCUCAUCGUUCCUUUGUCCCUCCAUGACUGUAUAGACUAAACAAAAUGAUGCCUCUGAGACUCUGCAGUCAAAACUCACUGAAGACAACUAACAGGAAGUUGGCACUGCGGGUGGUCAACCCUUCCACUUUGCAUACCUGGUGGCGCCAGCUUCUACGAGAUCAGCUUCUUUUCCACAUUGUUAAUCCACAACACGCUGUAAAAUACGUCGGACCACAUAUGUCAAUGGCCAUUUUCUUCCCCCGCAGGAAUUCGGGAGCCAAGUUUUCAGGAGCAAUGCCCUCUAUGGCUUGGUUGAAUGUCGGCCAUGUCAUGAUAAAGUAGAUCUCGUUCCGACAGAUGAAGAUUUAGGAAUGAUCAUAACCAUCAAUAAUGUUUAUUCCUAUUUGGCAUUGCAUUGACUUCCUGCAGUGGAAAUCUGUCUCAACUUCCUGUAAAGUUCAUAUCUUAAAAACAAACAGAAAAAAAGUAACAUUGUUUAAAAAGAAAAAAAAAAACACAAGCAGAGUGUGAAGCCAGGAAUGUGUUGCUGUCAUUUAUUUGUCAUUAAUUUUUUUUUUUUUUUAUAUAUAUUGUAUGUCAUGGUUUUUGCCCGGCUGAUGAACCAGGUGAAGGCUUAUUUGAUUUAAUUAAACAGAUUUUUCAAAUGA
Hippocampus comes (tiger tail seahorse) is the source of this 2531-nucleotide messenger RNA. RefSeq names its product heat shock 60 protein 1 (gene hspd1). The transcript has 11 exons. NCBI's taxonomy places the organism in Eukaryota, Metazoa, Chordata, Actinopteri, Syngnathiformes, Syngnathidae. Gene Ontology annotation, molecular function: ATP-dependent protein folding chaperone; ATP binding. Bases 133 to 1863 code for a protein of 576 amino acids. Gene Ontology annotation, biological process: protein refolding. The record is from RefSeq and is a predicted model, not a curated record.